GCAAGGGGCUGAUGGAUGUCUGGGGCGAGGAGUUCGACAGGCUGUACGAACAGCUGGAGCAAGCCGGCAAGGGCCGCAAGACGAUGAAGGCGCAGCAGCUGUGGUUUCGCAUUCUGGAAGCGCAGAUGGAGACUGGCACGCCCUACAUGCUGUACAAGGAUGCGGCGAACUCGAAGUCGAACCAGCAGAAUCUCGGCACCAUCCACAGCUCCAACCUCUGCACCGAGAUCAUCGAGUACACCUCGGAAGACGAAGUGGCCGUCUGCAACUUGGCCUCCGUGGCUUUGUCGGCCUUUGCAAAGGAGGGCCAAGGCUUCGACUUCCAGGGGCUCUACGAGGUCACCAAGGUCGCUACAAGGAACUUGAAUCUGGUCAUCGACCGCAACCACUACCCCAUCCCGGAAGCGCGAAA
This is a messenger RNA of Symbiodinium sp. CCMP2456, 412 nucleotides long. NCBI's taxonomy places the organism in Eukaryota, Dinophyceae, Suessiales, Symbiodiniaceae. The record is from the annotation of a GenBank genome assembly.